AUGGCAGAAGAAUCAGCGGUCUCUGCCCCGGCUCCAUCUGCUUCUGGUGAAGAAGCCAAAGAGGAGCAGCAAACUGAGGAGUAUGACCACGAGGCUCCAUCAGUGGUUACACCAGAACCUGAAUCUUCUGAGCCAAUGACAGAGGCAACAGCAGUGUCUGCCCUGGCUCCCUCUCCUCCUGGUGAAGAAGCCAAAGAGGAGGAAAUUGAGGAGUUUGACCACGAGGCUCCAUCAGGGGUCACAGCAGAGCCUGACAGUUCGGAGUCAAUGGAGGAAGGAACAGCGGUCUCUGUCCUGGCUCCCUCUGCUCCUGGAGAAGAAGUGAAAGAGGAGGAAAUUGAAGAGAAUGACCAUGAGGCUCCAUCAGUGGUCAGUCCAAAGCGUGAAUCGCCACAGAUGACAGAGGCAACAGCAGUGUCUGCCCUGGCUCCCUCUCCUCCUGGUGAAGAAGCCAAAGAGGAGCAAAUUGAGGACUAUGACAACGAGUCUCCAUCAGGGGUCACAGCAGAGCAUGACACUUCUGAGCCAGUAAGUGCCAGAUGUGGGUGGUGCUGUCUUUAG
This is a messenger RNA of Lonchura striata (white-rumped munia), 561 nucleotides long. The record is from RefSeq and is a predicted model, not a curated record. Lineage: Eukaryota; Metazoa; Chordata; Aves; Passeriformes; Estrildidae.